AUGGCUGCUGCUCCCUGGCUGGAGCACCACGGGUGCGCCCUGUGCGGCGCUGCUGUCGCCCGCAAGGGCGCCAAGUGCGCCGACUGCCUGGCCAAUGUCCGCUUCGAGCUCGGCGGCCGCGAGACGUACGCCCCGCUGCAGAGUGAGAACCACGCUGGGACGUACGCCCAUCAUCCCGGACCAUCGUCGCUGUCUGCAAGCAUGCCGUACCCGCGAGCGGCGGUCCGCGCCACGCCGGUGCCUGCAUGGGCUGCCCGCUCUGCUGCCGGCCCGCCGUCGUCGAUGUCGGCUGCCGCCGCCGCUGCCGCCGCCGCUACCGAUGCCGCUGAUCGCCGCCGUGUCGCCCUCGCCACCCCGCCGCCGCUCUCGAUGCAGUACGAGACCCACGCUUGGCACUCGUCGCCGCUGCAGUCGUCGCCGCCGCGCCCGGCCUCGCCGCUCCUCUCGCCGCCGCGCAUGCCGCCUGGCCUCGGCCCAGAUCCGCCGACCUCACCGCCAACCUCGCCGCCAACCUCGCCGCCAGCAUCCGGCCCGCCGCCACCGACCUCACCGCCGGUGCCGCCGACCUCACCACCGGCUCCGGUCCUCUCGCCGCUCGGCACCAACGUGGCGAGCGGGCAAGCGCCGCCGGGGCAGGGACCGUCCCGUGAGGAGAUGUUUGCGGCGCAGUUGGCGCAGCAAGUCCAGGCCGCCUACGCAACUCGCAAGAAGACCGUGGGAAAGCGCAGCUUCAAGUCGUCGCAAGUCCGCGUCGUUGCCCCCGACCAGGUCAUGAUGCUGGUCAAGCCGCCGGUUCCAAAUUCGCCGCUCACCCGCCUCCAGCUGUACAUGCGCCAGAUGCUGAUGUCGCCGCAGUAUGCCGACGUCUUCUUCUCGGUCGGUUCCGAGACUGUCCACGGUCACCGCGCUGUCCUCGCCAACCACUCGCCAGUCUUUCGCGAGCUCUUUGCCAAGUACCCUGAGCACCGGGCGGUCAUCCCGGUCACCGACACCCGACCGAUUGUAUUCCGCAAGGCGCUCAAGUUCCUUUACAUGGAGAUGACCGAAAUCACCCUCGAGCUGGCCAUGGAGCUGGUCCCGCUCUGUCAGUGGCUGCAGCUCAACUAUCUUCUCCUUAUCUGCGCCAUGCGCCUCGCCCAGAACAUCUCGGUCGCCAACGCCGCCUGGGUCUACGAAGGCGCCACCAAGUUCGGCCUCGCCCCGCUCCGUCGUGUCGCUCUCGACUUUAUCAUUGCAGAGUUCGACUCGGUCUCGCUCACACGCAAGUUCCAGGACCUGGAUCGCGAGCCGCUGGUUGCUAUUAUCUCUGCCCCAUAA
Thecamonas trahens ATCC 50062 is the source of this 1317-nucleotide messenger RNA. RefSeq lists its product as uncharacterized. The transcript has 2 exons. Gene Ontology annotation, molecular function: protein binding. The record is from RefSeq and is a predicted model, not a curated record. Gene Ontology annotation, cellular component: P-body; cytosol. Bases 1 to 1317 code for a protein of 438 amino acids. Lineage: Eukaryota; Apusomonadida; Apusomonadidae. Gene Ontology annotation, biological process: neurogenesis.